Paraglomus brasilianum is the source of this 451-nucleotide messenger RNA. The record is from the annotation of a GenBank genome assembly. Lineage: Eukaryota; Fungi; Glomeromycota; Glomeromycetes; Paraglomerales; Paraglomeraceae.
UUUAUGGAUUGAUACAAAUUACCAAUAUUGUCAAGAAGCGAACAUAUUUUCAAUCUAUUUUAUGGAGAGAUCAAAUGUUCUUCAUGAGUAUUGUGAACAUAUUGAUGACCUUCUCAUUAGUUAUGUUCCCAACAACAGGAUAAUUACAGUUGAGAUAUUUGAUGCAUCAGAUGUUUUACAUUGUCACUUGUUUGAUGUUCAGAAGGUGAUAGAAAACAAACCACCCCUUCACCUUUACUCUGUCUAUUGUGAAAAUCAUGACAAGUUGAGAGUCUACUUCACUGAGGAUAUUCCAUCUACGUUGAAAUUGCAGAAAAUCAAGUGGGAGGAAGAUGUUCUUUUGCUACUGGAUAAUAAUGAAAAACUUGUUGGGCUUUUCUUUCACAAUGUAAAUUAUAGAAUAGCAAAGGAACUCUCAACAGAAGACAGAGAAAACUUAAGCUGGAAAUGA